Jaculus jaculus (lesser Egyptian jerboa) is the source of this 6156-nucleotide messenger RNA. It is a transcript of the gene Mia3, whose product is annotated as MIA SH3 domain ER export factor 3. Gene Ontology annotation, molecular function: protein binding. Gene Ontology annotation, cellular component: endoplasmic reticulum exit site; endoplasmic reticulum membrane. Gene Ontology annotation, biological process: vesicle cargo loading; protein secretion; endoplasmic reticulum to Golgi vesicle-mediated transport. Lineage: Eukaryota; Metazoa; Chordata; Mammalia; Rodentia; Dipodidae. The transcript has 29 exons. The coding region runs from base 1 to 5649 and encodes 1882 amino acids. The record is from RefSeq and is a predicted model, not a curated record.
AUGGCUGCGGCGCCGGGGCUGCUCUUCUGGCUGCUCGUGCUCGGGCCGCGCUGGCGGGCGUCGGGCCAGCAGGACCCCGGCCCCGACCCCGACCGGCGCUUCUCGGAGCACAAGCUGUGCGCGGACGACGAGUGCAGCAUGUUGAUGUACCGAGGUGAAGCGCUUGACGACUUCAUAGGCCCAGAUUGUCGUUUUGUGAAUUUUAAAAAAGGUGACCAUGUGUACGUCUACUACAAACUUGCAGGGGGGUCCCCUGAAGUUUGGGCUGGAAGUGUUGGUCGUGUCUUUGGAUAUUUUCCAAAAGAUUUAAUCACAGUACUUCAUAAGUAUAAUAAGGAAGAACUAAGAAUUCCGGCUGAUGAGACAGAUUUUGUCUGUUUUGAUGGAGGAAGAGAUGAUUUUGAUAAUUACAAUGUAGAAGAGCUUUUAAGUUCUCUAACUAAAGAGUCUGAAAAAACUGUAGAAAAUGUUUCGCAGCAUGCAGAAAAGUCUCCUGAUGUGUCUAAGGAAAGUGAACUUGAUCCGGAGCCCAUGGAAGGCGACUCAGGGGACCCAGAAAGUGCAUUCUCAGAAAGCACAAGUAUGCUCCAGGAACAGUUUUCGGCUCAGAAGAGCCACCCUCAUGGCAUUAGUCCAGUAGAUAAUGUACAAGAAGAGCAAUCUUCAUUUGAAUCCUUUGAAGAAAUACUGAAAGAUAAAUUAAAAGUGCCAGAAAGUGAAAACAAAACCAGCAACAGUUCUCAGGUCACAAAUGAACAGGAGAAGAUAGAUGCUUAUAAGCUUCUGAAAACAGAAAUGACUCUAGACUUGAAAACCAAAUUCGGCUCAACUGCUGAUGCGCUGGUGACUGAUGAUGAGUCCACCCGACUGGUCACCUCACUAGAAGAUGACUUUGACGAAGAACCGGAGGCUGAGUACUAUGCAAUAGAGAACGAGGAAGAGGAGAAUACAGACGACGGCGGUGAGCUGCCUUUACUCACCCUUACAGAUGAAGAAGACAAGAGAACACGGGUGAAGCCCGGAGUGGACAGAUACUCAGCAGAUGAGCUGAUCUUGAAUGAGGAAAAUAAGAUGGAGGCGUCUCUGCCUCCUGACAACAAAAUUGAUGAUCAAAAUAUACUGACAACCUGGGGGGAUACUUUGUUCUCUAUCGUCACAGGAGGUGAUGAGAAACCAGGUAAGGUGGACUUGGAGAGUUCUAGUUCAGAGGAAGAAAAGGAAGGUGGCCAUACAUUAGCCCCAGAUAGCAAACCGAGGAAACCACAACCAGCGCCAGAGUAUAUGGAUCUUGGGAAAGCAGAAGAUGGGCUCCUUGCAGAAGAUUCCAAAGCAGGUGAUGAGAGAGACUCAGACCUGGACCCUAAACGUCCCAUCAAAAGCAAAGUGAAGGAGAUUGAGGAUUCCAAGAGGCUAGUGCCAGAUGAGGCGGAAUCAGAGAGUGCAAAACCAGAGAGGAUGAGUGCUGAAGGCUCUCUUCAAAGUACUAAGCCUAGCUCCCUGCCAGUUACCGAGAACAGCAAAGGACUCACGUUAAAAUCGGCCUUUGAAAAAAAAGAACACGACCUUAGAGAAACUGUUAUUCAUGUCUCAAAAGAAAUGAACCACGAGAUCUACUCUGGAGAGAGACGGGAAGGCGGCUCACAGAGCGAGGCUGUACCCAGGGCUGUGGGGACAGCGGAGUCCUCGGCUGCUGCAGCGCACUCGGGAGAUGCUCAGCCGAAUGCAUCCCGAGGCGGGGUGGAGGAUGCUGCAGCCGGUGGACCAGAAAGGCACACGCAGGCCGCGGAGCCUCACCGGGAGGAGCUGAAAGAGGGGCCCGUUCUUGAAGCCCACGGCCUAUCCGGACUCUCCUCUCCCGAGGACGCCGGUUUGUCAGGAGCAGCGGAAGAAAGCGCGCCCACAAUGGGAAGAAAUCUUUCCUGGAGACAAGGACGAGGUGAGGUUGCUGUAGCCAGGGAGCAAGGGAACGGGAACAUGGGGCUCUCUGAGGACCAGGCCACCAAGGACCCCAGAGCAGUGCAGGACCCACCGGAAGCCCCUGACCCGGAAGUGCCCGGAGUCCCCGUGGGAAACCCGGAGGCCGAGGAGGGAGAGUUCCCGCCGGAAGAACUCCUGGAGGAUGAGAACGCCGCAAGCGCUUUGCACUCUCAAGACGGUCACUCCCCGGGCAUUGAGGACAGGAGGCCCGGUGUGAAUCUGCAAAAUACUGAGAAGGCAAAUUUGGAAACCCUUAAUCCGGACCCACGAACUGAAGGAAACCAACCAGAAAUCAGCAUGUUUUUGGAGCCUACCCAAGAGAGCGGAACUGCAGCCGUCGAGGCCGGGCGGAUGGCGGGGGAGGCCGGUGGUGAGACGGAGGGCCAAGAGGAAAGCGGCCCGGGCGACGGGAGAGCCCGGCCGCCGUCCGCAGCAAGUGGCCUCCCCGAGGACACAGGCGCCCGGACUCCAGGGCUCAGGGAGGGGCUUCCCAGUAAAGACCCUGACCUGCAGAAAGACAGCCCCGAGCAUGGCGCCAACACCUCAGGCCUUGCAGAGAAGCCUCUGGGAGAAGGGAGCUCGCAAGAGGACCCCGAGGACCUCAUGGGCCCAGGAAGCCGGGGGCCCGCCUCGGACCACCUUGCAGGUGAUGAGCCCCAGCGGGCUCCACCCAUGAUUCCCGACAUAGUGCUGGAGGGCCUCAGGGAAGACGUGCCCAUCAUAAGCAGCUUCUUCAAGGACCAGCAGCCCCUGCACCGGUUCCUGAAGUACGUUAACGUGUAUGAGCUGGAGACCUUGCUUCACGAAAUGUCCCUGAGACUGAAAUCAGCCCAGCACGACAGCUUGCCCUACAAUGUGGAAAAAGUCCUAGAUAAAGUCUUCCGUGCCUACGAAGCGCGGAUUCUGAAUGUGGCCGAGAGGAUGGUUGACGCUCAAGUGAGCAAAAAUAGAGAUUUGGGAUUAAAGGAAAAUGACGUCUUUGAAGAGGCCGCAGUGCUGGAUGACAUUCAAGACCUGAUCUACUUCGUCAGAUACAAACACUCUGGGGUGGAGACCGCCCCCCUGAUCACACCCCCACCUCUGGAGGAAGGCUGGGCUGAACCAAUCGAAGAAGUGCAACCACCCCAGGAAGACAGCUUCUCCCAAGAGAUCACAGGAGAUUUUAGUGUGGAGUCUCUCGAAGAGCCUAGUCUCCUGGAUCAGCCUGGGGCUAGUGACCUCGAUGCCUCCGAAAUGUCACAGAACCCAAGUAUUGAGGAACACACAGACCCAGGUCUUUUUGUCACUGAGGGUCCUGUAGAGGCUGGGGAUGAGCCAAAGCAGCUGGAGACCAAGGUGGAAGAGCCAGCCAGUGCCACGCCAUUGUAUUCCGUCAUUUUUUACUUAAGUCAGAUGCUGGUUGCUUCAUUGCCUGGCGAUGUUCAGCCUGGGUCUGACUUUUAUGGACUGCCAUGGAAACCUGUGCUUGUUACAGCACUCUUGGGAAUCAUUUCAUUUGCUGUUUUCUCCUGGAGAACGAUUCUUGCGGUAAAGAGUAGAGUAUAUCAAGUCACUGAACAACAGAUUUCUGAAAAGUUGAAGACUAUCACGAAAGAAAAUGCAGAACUUGAACAAAAAUUAUCAAGUUAUGAACAGAAGAUCAAAGAAUCAAAGAAACAUGUUCAAGAAACCAAGAAACAAAAUGUCAUUCUCUCUGAUGAAGCAAUUAAAUAUAAGGAAAAAAUCAAGGCACUUGAAGAAACUAAUGAAGUUCUACGUGACAGAACCCAAAGUCUCCGUCUUAUGUUAGACUCUGAAAGGGAACAGAAUCUCAAGAAUCAGGACUUGAUACUGGAAAAGAAGAAGUCCAUAGAAAAGUUAAAGGACAUUAUUUCCAUGAAUGCAUCUGAGCUGUCAGAGGUUCAGAUUGCCCUUAAUGAAGCUAAGCUUAGUGAAGAGAAGGUAAAGUCUGAGUGCCACCGGGCUCAAGAAGAAAAUGCUCGUCUUAAGAAGAAGAAAGAGCAGUUGCAGCAGCAGAUUGAGGAAUGGAGUAAAUCACACGCUGAGCUCAGUGAGCAAAUCAAGUCAUGUGAGAAGUCUCAGAAAGACUUGGAAGUAGCUCUUACAUACAAAGAUGAUAAUAUUAACGCUUUGACUAAUUGUAUUACACAAUUGAAUCGGCUAGAGUGUGACCUUGAAUUUGAGGAUCAAAGCAAAGGAGGAAAGGAGUCAGAUGAAUUAGCCAAUGGAGAAGUGGGAGGUGACCGGAGUGAGAAGAUAAAAAAUCAAAUUAAGCAAAUGAUGGAUGUUUCUCGGACACAAACUGCAGUGUCAGUAGUUGAAGAGGACCUGAAGCUCUUACAACUUAAGCUGAGAGCCUCGAUGUCUACUAAAUGUACCUUAGAAGAACAAAUAAGGAAGCUAGAAGAUGACCGCAGUUCCCUGCAGACUGCCAAGGCGGGGCUGGAAGACGAGUGCAAAAUGCUGAGGCAGAAAGUGGAGAUUCUGAAUGAGCUCUACCAGCAGAAGGAGAUGGCUCUGCAGAAGAAACUGAGUCAAGAAGAGUUUGAGCGGCAAGACAGAGAGCAGCGGCUGUCAGCUGCGGACGAGAAGGUGGUUUCAGCAGCAGAGGAAGUGAAAACCUACAAGCGGAGAAUUGAAGAAAUGGAAGAAGAAUUACAGAAAACAGAACGCUCAUUCAAAAGCCAGAUUGCUGCUCACGAGAAGAAAGCUCAUGAUAACUGGCUCAAAGCCCGAGCUGCAGAAAGAGCUAUAGCGGAAGAGAAGAGGGAAGCUGCUGACCUAAGACACAAGUUACUGGAAAUGACGCAAAAAAUGGCAAUGCGGCAAGAUGAACCUGUGAUUGUAAAACCGAUGCCAGGAAGACCAAAUACACAAAACCCUCCCCGGAGAGGUCCACUGAGCCAGAAUGGCUCUUUUGGCCCAUCCCCUGUGAGUGGUGGAGAAUGCUCCCCUCCCCUGUCAGCUGAGCUACCUGGAAGACCUCUCUCUGCCACACUCAGUCGAAGAGACAUGCCUAGAAAUGAAUUUGGGUCUGCGGAUGGGCUGUUGCCCCGGCCUCGGUGGCCAGUGGAGGCGUCUGGGAAGCAUGCUGCCUCGGAGCCGGGACCAGGCUCGGCGAUGAACAGUAGCUCCAGAAGCUCCUCCCCCGCUAAGGGGCUGUCCGAAGGCAAGCAAACUGUUCGCCAAGAACCUGAAGGGCCCUCAGCUACCAACAUGACCCCUGUGGUGGAAUGUCCAGUUGUAGUUAACAUGGCUAUCAAAGGGCCCUCUUCGUUUCCUGGAUUGGCUCUCGUGGGUGCUCCUUUGGGGGGUCCUGUACCACCACCCAUUCGAUAUGGACCACCACCUCAGCUCUGUGGACCUUUUGGACCUCGGCCACUUCCUCCACCAUUUGUUCCUGGAAUGCGCCCACCACUAGGUUUGAGAGAAUGUGCACCAGGUAUUCUGCCCAUGGAUCCUCGGGGGUUUUUACCAGGACGCAUGCCAUUUAGACCUGCAGGUUCACUUGGUCCAAGAGACCGAUUACCACCUCCAGCCCACGGCCCCCAGGACUGCCCACCACCACUUGCUGCAAGAGACUCCUUGCCUUCAGGCCCCAGAGAUGAGCCGCCACCUGCCUCUCAGAGCAACAGCCAAGACUGUUCACAAGCUUUAAAACCCAGCCCCUAACUUUGACCUCUGACACCGAGUCAGAGAGAAGGCGAACUGUACACUAUACUCAUUACAGUAAGGAUUUCCUUGGCUUCAAAAUCCAAGUUUGUUUUUACAUGGUUAAGCUGCCUGGCAGUGUGCAUUUUUGAGCCAAACAAUUCAAAAAUACCAUUUUCUCUACAUAAAAUCACCCCUUAAGCUAGAACAUCCUUCCAACUUUGAAAUGUGCAAUAAAUACCUGUGUCUUAGUUAAUGUAGCAUAUGUAAUUGCUAAAUGAUUUAGAAUGCCAUAAAAUAUGAACAUUUCCUGUGGAAAUGCUUUAAGAACAUGUAUUUCCAUGACCUUGUUUUUAGUGUAACAAGCUGAGUACAGCGCAGUGGUGUUUACAAGCUUGAUCUUCGUUCUCCUGUAUUUGAUCUCAAAGACUGUUACGCUAAAAAUGUUUACUCAAGGAUCAUAAACUUUAUCUUCCCUGUUGCUAAAGAUCUUUGUAGUAAUAGCUCAUAAAAAAUUGUUUAUUACUA